Messenger RNA from Pimephales promelas (fathead minnow), 10629 nucleotides. NCBI's taxonomy places the organism in Eukaryota, Metazoa, Chordata, Actinopteri, Cypriniformes, Leuciscidae. The record is from RefSeq and is a predicted model, not a curated record.
UCUGUUGCGAAAAGAUAUGGCAGACGAGCAAAUUAUUUCAAAUACAUCAUCGCGCAAUCCUGUAACUCUUGACGGGACUAGAUGAGUUCUUGUAGAGCCGCUGCGAGUGUCUUUUUUAUCCUUUCUUGCCGAGCCGACUCCCCCUACCUCCUCCUCCGCUUGCAGAAUUGUAUAAAGAACAAAAAUCGGACUGGGGAGGGGGGUUGAUACGCUGAAGCUGAAAUCGAGAGGCGAACCCAGGAAAGAGGAGUAUUUUGUACACGGGACUUUCCCCCCCUUCGUCCCUAAAAAGGAGGGGGAAAUGUCAUAUUUUUAAAAGCGAUAUUUUUAAAAUCGAGGAUUACGAAUAGGCUUACGCGCCUAUCUCGGAGGUUAUAUAUUUUAAUUCGUUAAAAAAUAUGGCCGAGAACGUUCUGGACUCUGGCCCGCCUUCAGCCAAGAGGCCUAAACUGUCCUCCCCGGCACUAUCUGCCUCAGCCAGCGAUGGAAACGAUUUUGGCUCGCUUUUUGACCUGGAGCAUGACCUUCCAGACGAGCUGAUCAGUUCCUCAGAGCUGAGUCUAGAAAAUGGAGGGGACCUUGGCCAGUUGCAUGGCAGUUUGGGUAGUGGGGGCGGGGCCAUUGGAGGAGUUGUGUCCAGUGGCCAGGAUGCAGCGGCCAAGCACAGGCAGCUGUCGGAACUCCUUCGGCACGGACCCGCACCUGCAGGACCGCAGCAGGGUGCGAUGGGCGGCCCAGCAGGAGCCUCAAUGGGACUUUUUGGGAAUUUGAAGGCUUCUCCGGGUACCCAGGGCAUGGGCCCCCAAGGGCAGCAACAUCUUUCCCCACAACAGGCUGCCCUUAUGCAACAGCAGCAGAUGGCAGGGAUGGUGGGCAACAUGAACAGGAAUAUGCUCGGAUCUCUGAAAGGCAAUGGACAGCAGCAGCCUGGAGGGCCCGUACCGCAGCAGCAAAAUAUGCUGGGAGCACAGAUGAUGAACGGAUCGCCCAGAAUAGGACAUCACAACCCGGGCAUGGGCAGCAACAGUAACCUGUUAGCAGAGGCUCUUCAGCAGCAGCAGACAGUAGGAGGCCAGGGUGGACUGAGGGCACAGCAACCUGGAGCAAUGAACAAGAUGGGGAUGAAUGCAGGUUCAGGCCCCUAUGGAGGCCCAUAUGGUCAGCCUGCCAGUCAGGGUCUGGGUGUUGCAGGGCUGGCCCCUCAGCUCCAGAACAAAGUAGGUCUGUCCAACAGUCCGGCCCAGUUUAACCUUGACAAGAAACCCCAGCCUAUGCAGGGCAUACCUGGCAUGCAGGCUACUCAGCUCUCCCCAGCGGGCGCUGCCGGAGGCACGGGGGCAGGCGGCAUGGUGCCUAACGCCCAAGGAACUCUCGGCCCCGGAUCAGGUGCAUCAGCCGUGUCUGCAGCAGCGGUGGGAGGUGUUCCUCCUGCGGCUGAUCCUGAAAAACGCAAACUCAUACAGCAGCAGCUGGUGCUUUUGCUCCAUGCCCACAAGUGCCAGCGGAGGGAUCAGGCCAACGGGGAAGUACGGCAGUGUAACCUGCCCCACUGUCGCACCAUGAAGAACGUCCUCAACCACAUGACGCACUGCCAGGCUGGCAAAUCUUGCCAAGUGGCGCACUGUGCCUCUUCCAGACAGAUAAUCUCUCACUGGAAGAACUGCACGCGGCAUGACUGCCCUGUAUGUCUACCUUUGAAAAAUGCAGGAGACAAGAGGAAUCAACAGACUCUGCUAGGCACUGCAAGUGUGGGGUUAAGUUCUUCUUUGGGUAAUGUAACUGGUGGUUCGCCCAGUGCCUCCAAUCUCAAUACCCAAGGGCAGAUAGACCCCAGCUCCAUCGAGAGGGCUUACGCAGCCCUGGGCCUAACAUACCAGGGAAACCAGGCUUCCCCUCAGCCUGUCCAACAAUCACAACGGGCAAUGAACAGCAUGGGAGCGAAUUCCAUGGGAGUAAAUGGGGCCGUGGGUGGUCAGUCUCAGAAUCAGCAAUCUAACCUUCUCCAGGAUACAAUGCUGCAUCUGAACAUGAACUCACAGAGUCUGAUGAAUGACAAUGCUGUGGGUGGUGUGGGGUGUAUGCCUAUGGCCAACCCAGCGGCUAGUGCUGGCAUGAGGAAGAAUUGGCAUGAGGACAUAACCCAGGAUCUACGCAACCACCUGGUCCACAAACUAGUCCAAGCCAUUUUUCCCACCCCAGACCCAGCUGCACUGAAGGACCGGCGGAUGGAGAAUCUAGUGGCCUAUGCGCGUAAAGUUGAGGGGGAUAUGUAUGAGUCUGCUAACAGCAGGGCGGAGUAUUAUCACCUGCUGGCAGAGAAGAUCUAUAAGAUCCAAAAGGAACUGGAAGAGAAGCGAAGGACGCGGUUACAGAAGCAGGGCAUGAUGCCCACUGGGAUUGGUCAACCAGGGCCACCCACAGGACUGCCUACUAAUGGUCCUCUCUCAGAUCAUUCGAUGGUGCGGCCUGCUGGUCCAAACCAGAUGAUGAACAGGAUGCAGAAUGCUGCUGGCAUGAAUCCAUUUGGGAAUCAUAUGGGAAUGCAGUCCAUGGGCCAGAGAUCUACACCUCCUCUUCCACUCAACACGACUCUUAACCAGGGAAGCAUGGGCACUGGGAGGAUGCCACAACCAAAUGUUGCACAGAUGCAAAAUCAGUACAUGCAACCAGGACAGUUUCAAGGCUCAAGUCCUGUUCUUGGUGGUGGAUCUGUUGACAUGGCACACCAAGGAAAUGAUGGCGCUAUUACUCAACAGGGGCAAAUGCCUACUUUAUCAUCUUUACCAGUCGGCAGUCCUUUAGCCCAGCCUGGGUCUGCUGGUGGGGCAGGCAGCGGGUCCUCGGGUCCCAACAGCAUAAGUGGGGUUCCUCCGGCAUCCACCCCAACACAGUCCAUCAACCUCCCCCACUGCCCGCCCGUCCACCAGAAUUCUCCUUCCCCAGCACACAGCCGUACACCCACACCCACUCCCCGCUCCCAGACACCCCAGCCCCAUACACCCGGUCUACCCCAGUUACCCCCGACCGGCAGUCAGCAGCAGUUACAUCCGUCCAGCAGUUCUGACAAUGCCAUGCAACCACAGCAGCAGACAUUAGGAGGACCUUCUCCCGCUGUUUCUCAAAGUGGCCUCUCCACACCAAAUCCCAGCCAGCAUCCCCGCACUCCAUUGUCUCAUAAGGGUUCUCUGCCAGUGGACGGCCAGGCUGCUACCCCUGCCUCCGUCAGCAGUGCAGAUGGAUCAUUUCAGCACGGUCCUUCAGACUCCACAACCCCCUUUGAGCCCAAGGUGGAGGUCAAGCAGAAAGAAGAGGAGGAGGAUGAGGAUGAGGAUGAAGAAACCAUGGUGGGAGGAAGAACUGGAAAGCAGGAAGACAUUAAAUCUGAGGAAAAGCCUGAGAUAAAGAAAGAGGAGCCAUUGAGUGAUGGUGUGCCAAUGGAGACAUCUUCCACUGCAGCUGGGGAGGACAAAAAGCCAGAGAUAAAGACUGAGCCUAAAGAAGAGGAAGAGGGUUCAGGGUCCACAGUUACCCACAGUUCACCUUCGGGAGUCCCCAACAAAAAGAAAAUUUUUAAACCAGAAGAGCUGAGACAGGCCCUGAUGCCCACACUGGAGUCUCUUUAUCGCCAGGACCCCGAGUCUCUGCCCUUCCGCCAGCCUGUGGACCCUUUAGUGCUGGGAAUACCAGACUAUUUUGACAUUGUGAAGAAUCCUAUGGACUUGUCUACUAUAAAACGGAAGCUCGACACGGGCCAGUAUCAAGAACCGUGGCAGUAUGUGGAUGACAUCUGGCUCAUGUUUAACAACGCCUGGCUGUAUAACCGCAAGACAUCCCGAGUCUACAAGUACUGCUCUAAGCUGGCGGAAGUGUUUGAGCAGGAGAUCGACCCUGUCAUGCAGAGCCUUGGCUACUGUUGUGGGAGAAAGUUUGAGUUUUCCCCCCAAACUCUGUGCUGCUAUGGGAAGCAGCUAUGCACUAUACCACGAGAUGCUGCUUACUUUAGUUAUCAGAACAGUUCACCAAAAUAUGGGCUUCUUGCUGACAGGUACCACUUCUGCGAAAAGUGUUUCAAUGAGAUCCAGGGGGAGACUGUGUCCUUGGGAGAUGACCCAUCCCAACCUCAAACAUCGAUCAACAAGGAUCAGUUUGAAAAGAAGAAAAAUGACACACUCGACCCUGAGCUAUUUGUGGAAUGUAUGGAUUGUGGUCGGAAGAUGCAUCAGAUCUGUGUUUUACACCAUGACACUAUAUGGCCAUUAGGCUUUGUAUGUGAUGGUUGUCUGAAGAAGUCUAACAAGACCCGUAAAGAGAAUAAAUAUGCUGCUAAAAGGCUUCCACAGACCAAACUAGGCAUGUACUUGGAAACACGGGUUAAUGACUUUCUGAAGCGACAUAAUCACCCAGAGUCUGGUGAAGUUACUGUUCGUGUUGUUCAUGUCUCGGACAAAGUGGUGGAAGUCAAACCAGGCAUGAAGUCUAGGUUUGUCGAUAGUGGAGAGAUGUCAGAGUCUUUCCCAUACAGAACGAAAGCUUUAUUUGCAUUUGAGGAUGUUGAUGGUGUUGAUGUCUGCUUUUUUGGGAUGCACGUGCAAGAGUAUGGCUCAGAUUGUCCACCCCCUAAUCAAAGACGAGUUUACAUAUCCUACCUGGACAGUGUCCACUUCUUUCAGCCACGCUGUCUGAGAACAGGCGUGUACCAUGAGAUUCUUAUAGGGUAUCUGGAGUAUGUCAAAAAACAAGGGUUUACCACAGGACACAUCUGGGCUUGCCCUCCUAGUGAAGGAGAUGAUUACAUCUUCCAUUGUCACCCUGCAGACCAGAAGAUACCCAAGCCCAAGCGGUUGCAGGAGUGGUAUAAAAAGAUGCUGGAUAAAGCGGUAGCAGAGCGCAUCGUGCAUGACUAUAAGGACAUCUUCAAACAGGCAACAGAGGAUCGUCUCACCAGCGCCAAAGAACUGCCCUAUUUUGAGGGUGAUUUUUGGCCCAAUGUGCUUGAAGAGAGUAUAAAAGAACUGGAGCAAGAAGAGGAGGAAAGGAAGAGGGAGGAGAACAGCACGUCCAAUGAGAGUGUUGAUACAACAAAAGGUGACAGCAAAAAUGCCAAGAAAAAGAACAACAAGAAGACAAGCAAGAACAAGAGCAGUUUAAGCCGAGCCAACAAAAAGAAGCCGGGGAUGCCAAAUGUGUCCAAUGACCUUUCACAGAAACUCUAUGCCACAAUGGAAAAGCACAAAGAGGUGUUCUUUGUUAUCCGGCUGAUUGCAGCACCCAAUUCCAAUGCUCUCCUACCCAUUGUUGACACGGAUCCUUUGAUGGCGUGUGAUUUGAUGGAUGGUCGUGAUGCCUUCCUAACACUUGCACGGGAUAAACACCUGGAGUUUUCUUCAAUGCGGCGCUCCAAAUGGAGCACUAUGUGCAUGCUGGUUGAACUGCACAACCAGAGCCAGGACCGCUUUGUGUAUACCUGCAAUGUGUGCAAGCACCAUGUUGAAACUCGCUUCCAUUGCACUGUGUGUGAGGACUUUGAUCUCUGCAUCACUUGCUACAAUACAAAAGGUCACGAGCACAAGAUGGAGAAACUGGGCUUAGGGUUGGACGACGAAAGCAACAGUCAAGCUGCUUCCUCAACGCAGAAUCCUGGAGACUCACGGCGUCUCAGUAUUCAGCGGUGCAUCCAGUCUCUAGUGCAUGCUUGCCAGUGCCGCAAUGCCAACUGCUCACUUCCAUCUUGUCAGAAAAUGAAACGUGUAGUUCAACAUACCAAAGGCUGCAAGCGCAAAACCAAUGGUGGUUGUCCUAUUUGCAAGCAGCUCAUUGCACUCUGUUGUUACCAUGCAAAACACUGCCAAGAGAACAAGUGUCCUGUGCCAUUCUGCCUCAACAUCAAGCAGAAACUGCGACAACAACAGCUCCAGCACAGACUACAGCAGGCCCAGAUGGUGCGUAGAAGAAUGGCCAGCAUGCAAAGGACAGGCCAGCAGCUUCCAGGAGGCAAUGGUGGGCUGCCAUCUCCUGGGAACAGUAGUACUACUGGUCCGAGCACACCAACACCAAGCAGUCAGCCUCCUACCCCACAGACGCCUACUCAGCUAUGCCAGCCUCCAGCAACUCAACCUGGGGUUGGAGGUGUUCCAUCAAAGCAGCAACAGCAGUUGGCAGGGAUGGCCCAUCAGUACCAGCAAAUGCCUGGUAGUGGUGGGAUGAUGAACUCCCUGCAACAGCCCAUGAUCCCACAGCAACAGCAGCAAACAUCUGUUCAGCAUCUUCAGCAUGCCAACAACCUUCCUCCAUAUGUACAAAGACCUCCAGGCUCCUCUCCACUCUCUCAGUCAAUGGGAAAGCCAGGAAUGGUGCCAGGCAGCUUCCCUCAACAGCAACAGUCGAGUCUAGGGCAGCCUGUAUUGCAGCAACAUCAGCAACCAGGCCCUCCACCUGCUGCAGUUGAAAUUGCCAUGAAAAUUCAACGAGUCGCAGAGACUCAACGGCAAAUGGCUCAGCAAAAGAUCCUGCAAAGAAACCAAGCUCCUGGCAUGAUGCCUCCACAUGGCCUGCAUCAGGGUCCCCAGACACAAAGCCAGAUGGGCAUGAACCUUCCUGCAGGUGCAAUGGUUGGACCUCAGGGAAUUCCAUCCCAGACACAAGCAGCAGUGGCACGAACUCACAUGGAUCAGCAGCAGGGAAUGAUUACAACAGGCAUGCAGCAGCACCAGCCAGGAGCUCAGACUCAGCUCCCUCAAGUCCAGUUGCAGCAGCCCCAGCAAGGAGCACCCCAACUUCAGGGGGCGCCACAGCAGCCGUGGACUGGUCCUGGCAUGCCUCCUCAGCAAAGACCUGGGGUAAUGAACCAAAUGGGUCUGCAAGGAAUGGUUGCACCUCAGCAACAGCAGCAGCAAGCAGUUGUUCAACAGCAGCAACAAGGGCAUUCAGGUCUAAUGGGUAUGAUGAGUGGCCAAGGAGGGGCCGCACUUGCAGGCGCUGGCCCUGGAAGUCACUCUCAGGCUGCCUUAAUGGAACUCGUAAAAACCUUAAGGUUACCCAACUCUCCCCAUCAACAACAGCAAGUCCUGAAUAUACUACGUUCAAACCCUCAGCUCAUGGCAACCUUUAUCAGGCAACGAGCUCCUAGGUACCUUGGUCGAGGAGGGCCUGGAGCAGGAGGUGUGGGUGUACCUGGAGGACCCGGUGGAGGUCCAGGAAUUAUCGAUGGCCAGCAAAUGAAUGCCAAUCCUGGGGCAGUUCAAGGAAGUAUGCAUAUGGCACAAGGAAAUAGUAUGCCAAUGAAUCAGCUUCAGCAGCAGCAGCAACUUCAACAGCGGUCUAUGAUGAGUGGAAAUUUGCAGCAACAACAGCAAAUGGCAGCAUUACAGCAACAACAGCAGCAGCAACAACAACAACAACAGCAGCAGCAACAACAACAACAAGGUGUUAUGCCCAAUCAGGGUGCCAACAUGUCUAACAUCUCCCCCCAGUUCAGAGAAAUGAUGAGGCGGCAACUGCAGCAGCAACAACAACAAAUGCAGCAGCAACAACAACAACAACAACAACAACUGCAGCAGCAACAACAACAACAACAACUGCAGCAGCAGCAGCAACAACAACAACUGCAGCAGCAACAACAACAACUGCAGCAGCAGCAACAGCAACAUAUGGGAAACCAUGCUCAGUUUCAGCAUCCUCAACCACCCCAACAGCAGGGUUAUCUUGGCCAGUCUGGAAUGCCCUCACAGCAGCCUGGUCAACCUCAGCCUGGCGGACUUCAACAGCAGCAGGGAGGGACCCAGCCUGGGACCCAGCAAAACUACUCUGGGUCUGUGUCCCAUCAGCAGGUUGCAGCUGCUUUGCAACAGAGACUGCAGCAUCAGCAACUCCAAAUGCAGCAGCAGCAGCAGAGUGCUAUGGCAGGACUUCAAGGUUCUGAUGGUGGUCCUGGAGGCGGUGGUUCCCUCCAGCAGCAACAGAUGCAAUCCGCUCCUAUGGGUUCACAAUCUCCGGCCAUGCUUCAGCAAGCUUUGCAGCAACGGAUCCUCCAGCAGCAACAGUCACACCUUGGAGGAGGAUCUCCUGCUCAACACAAUCCCAUGAGCCCUCAGCAGCCCCAGCAACAGAUGUCCCAGUCUCCCCAUUUGCAGGGCCAGCAGUUGCCUAAUUCCCUAAGCAACCAAGUCCGCUCGCCCCAGCCGUCGCCUCGGCCCCAGUCACAGCCGCCAAACUCUAGUCCAUCUCCUCGCUUGCAACCUCAGCCAUCACCUCAUCACAUCUCGCCCCAGACCCAGACCGGGUCGCCUCACCCAGGUCACCAUCCUCAGCAUCACAGCGGCAUGGCUGCUGUGCACCCUCCACAGCAACAAGCGCUGACAUCCCAACAGCAGCAACAGGCUAAUGCGAUGGACCAGGGCUCAUUUGGAGCAGACCAGAGUGCCAUGCUUUCACAGCUAGGUGGGAUGGGAGCCUUGCAUGGGCAAGGGACAAAUGACAUGAUGACAAAUAACCAAGAUAUGGGCUCGAACAUGAAUCACUCGUUAGAUUUGAUGUAGUGUUGCAGGUCUCAAAGAACUGUCCUGAUUGCCAGAUUUUGGUAGCAGAUCUAGGAUUUACAAAGGUUGUCAUCGAUAGUAUUAUUAUUACUAUUAUUAUUAUUAUUUAAUAUUUUUCUUAUGUAAUUGAAAAGAACUGAACUUCCUAUGGGAGAUACUACAUGUGCAAGUCAACAAAUUAAGUUAAAUGAAUGGUAAGUUAUUGCUGUUAAUAUAUAAAAAUAUAUAAAUAUAUUUUUUGCCAAUUGUGUUCAAAGGGGUUUGGGUUAAGGGAUGGGAAAUAUUUCCUCUUGGUAUAUGACCAGAAAUAUUUUUGGGGUGAAGAAGUCUGCCUUUUUUAUAGAUAUUUUUUAAGAUUUUAAAAGUGGCAUGAAAUUAAAAAGCAAAAUGCGUAAACAAAAUUGACUAUUUUGUUUUCUUUUUCCUCUAAAUAGUCAAAAAUGUCAUCAGUUUUGGAGAGUAUUAGAAUUAUUCUCACAAAUGUAAAGAUUAUGAUGGCAUUGGUAAUAACUGUUAUUUAUUACUCAGCUCUUUUGGUUGGCUAAUAGAUAUUUUCUUGUUCUUUUGUUUUGGACAGUUGAUGGCAUAUGCUAUUUGAAUCUCCUACAAUUCUUGAAGAGUAUAUUUUUGUUAGUGAUAGAACCUGACUAUAAAUGGAUGAAUUUAUAUUCUUUAUUUUUAUUUUUUUUAUUUGCUUUUUUGAGGGGUGGUUGGGGCCUAAAUGAAGUUUUGAUAGUGUUUGGGAAACGAUAAUGUGUUUUCUGAUGGCUUGUUGCAUGGGAAAUAUCUGUCCUCCUAUGCAUGUCGCAGUUUUCCCACCCUCAUACACCCUGUCCUAUGAAUGUUUUCACAAUGCCCUCCUCCUCAGUAAUGGAACCUGAUUAAUACUACAUGUGUGCGUAGGACAGUGCAGCGAUCUCUACUGAGAAGACCAAAUGCUGAUAAGGGAUUAUGGAUUUUGCAAAUAAUCACCUUGAACUACCCUCUUCCAUCGACUCCAAGUCCUCUUUUUUUUCUCCCCGUCUCUCCAGUAAGGAAUUGUUGUUCUGACUCUUCACGCGCAUCUCUAGUGUUCUGAACUUUGGGAUUUAAGUGAUCUCCUUAAUGUAUAAAGAAAAUUCUGAACUGAAAAUAAAUUACUGAAAAUGAAAUGUCUUUGUAAAAAUAUAUACACAUAUGUGUGAAUGGAGGUAAAUGGACAGAUGUUUCUUCUUGAUUCAAGAUGCUUUGAGCUGAAGAACUAUGGGCAGCUUACACUUAACCUGUGAGAUUUUUAUACAUAAAUGGAGCUCAAAUCAGACAAGCACCAAUGCGCCUUUGUAUGUUUACUUCAUUACAAGGAUUUCAUUAGUGUGUACUAAACCAACACUGUCUGUCAUAUCUUCAUCCUGUGCACAAAUACAGAAAGGAAGAGACAAAUAGUUUUAGAUAAGGGAGUGGAUGGUCUUUUUGAUGGUAUAUGACAAUAACCUAUAAAUGAAUUGUUUUCUCUUGGUUAAAGGGGUGCUGGAUGAUUACACACAACAGAGGCAAUACGGCGUUAAGACUUAUUUUAUAAAAAUGAGGAGAACAAUAUUUGUUUUAUAAAUAUAGAUAUAUAGAUAUAUUUAAUUUUAUUUUUGAGAAUAAAAAACUUGAAGCCAAUUCAAGAGUUGAUAUUGAAUUACACUUUUUCAAAGAUAUUGAUGAUGCAACAUGACACUGCUGUUAUACCAUAUACAUCCAUCUUUGGGAAUAAUGAGUAAUAUGGCAUUUUGAGGAAAUGUCUUGUGAGUGUGUAUAGAGGUAUACAGAUUAUGAUUCACUGUACUACAAACCAUGGCAAAUUUGCUUUGAUCUGUAAGUUUAUUUUGUUAUUCUUUUCUAAAAGACGGACUGGAAAACCAAUCGUAUAGUUUUAUGGAUCCUAGUUUUGACCACUUUUCUCUUGCUAACACUUUGGUGCUUGCUGAGAGGAGCAAAAACUGUUGCUCUGACUUCAGUAGUUUUACUGUUUGUUUGUUUUGCUGUUCUUUUUUAAAUUUAUUAUGGUGGUCAGACGUUUUGCCAAUUAUUUAAUUGUACAUUAAAAUAUGUUUGCACCAUUCAAAAAUAA